GUUUUUGAAGUGAAAACAAAGCGAUUAUUACAUAAAAAGUGAUUUAAAUUGUGUUUAAAUUGUGUUUUCAUUGAUUGAUUGAUCACUCGUUGGGAACCACUGGAAGCGAUGGCCACCAAAGAGAGACGAAUGGAUUUGAAUGACAUGAAUCCAAUGCAGUUGUCGUCUAUUCGGCAACAGUUGGAAGCCGAGAUCGAGAUCUUGGAGAACUCGAUCCAAAGCCUGCAAAACGCCAAAAUGAAGUUCAAUGAGUCAGCGCUGGCCGUCCAGAGGCAGGAGGAGGUGCCCAACGGAUCCCAAAUACUGGUGCCGCUGACGGGCUCUAUGUAUGUGCCGGCGCUCAUCAAAGACAACAAUGAGUUUGUUGUGGACAUCGGAACCGGUUAUUACGUCCAGAAGAAUACCAAAGCAGCCAAUGAUUACUUCAAACGAAAGGUUCAGUUCUUGACGGAACAGAUCGAGAAGUACGCGAAGUUGACUCAAGAGAAGGUGACCGCACGGGAAGCAAUUGUGGAGCUCUUGCAGUACAGACAACAGACAGCAAUAGCCGCACAGCAAACAAGUUCUUCACAACAACUCACCAAAACUUAAUCCACUAAUAAUUGGUUUAAUGUUUUAUUUGAUUUAUAAUUUACAUUUAAUUAUAUUCGCUAAUAAAAUAUUUUCUUUUUCUGAGAA
Messenger RNA from Oppiella nova, 678 nucleotides. NCBI's taxonomy places the organism in Eukaryota, Metazoa, Arthropoda, Arachnida, Sarcoptiformes, Oppiidae. The record is from the annotation of a GenBank genome assembly.